GAUUGCCUGAUAAUGUUCUUACAGCUGGAUAAAUGCCCUCAGCUACAAUUUCUCUACGUAUACGACGGUAUCCGCCAGAUCAGCGGACGGGGCUUCCAGCGUGACGACGAUGUACACCUCUCUACCCCGACACUCAACUUUGACUUCAAGCGGCUGCGCUUCCUCGCCCUCGAGCACAAUUGGAUGAACAUCACGCGAGACAACCGUGGAGCCGUAGACGUUUUCCAAUGGCCCACUCGCCAGUGCUUCUACAGUGGCCUUGAGGGCGCGGAGAGGCUCGGCGAAGACGGCGAGUGGCUUGUGAGAUACAAUCGAGAGCUGAUGGACCUGAGCACGUAUGUAUGAAACGCGCCUUCCCUGGACAUGAUUCUGCAGACGCUCUUUCUCUCAAAGAGCAAGGACAACCUCUAUACCCGCAGAUUUACAUACGAACAGGCCAGACAACACAAAGUGGCUGUGAGCUUUGUAUGCGCCAUUAAAUAUUCCGGAUAUUGAAUGAGU
Molecule: messenger RNA, 501 nt
Organism: Phanerochaete carnosa HHB-10118-sp
Lineage: Eukaryota; Fungi; Basidiomycota; Agaricomycetes; Polyporales; Phanerochaetaceae
Exons: 1
Coding region: 13-345 (110 amino acids)
Source: RefSeq, a predicted model, not a curated record